Molecule: messenger RNA, 11960 nt
Organism: Pomacea canaliculata
Lineage: Eukaryota; Metazoa; Mollusca; Gastropoda; Architaenioglossa; Ampullariidae
Product: innexin unc-9-like
Source: RefSeq, a predicted model, not a curated record
UGCUUCCUCACAGCUAAGUAGAAAAGAACCCACGCGAGCGAUUUCAGCGAGCAAAAAAAAAAAAAAAAUAAAUAAAAAAAAGAGAGCAAAGCGUGGGUUAAUAUUACUCAAGCUCGACCCCUUCUCUCUCUCUCAGCUUCCUGUCCUCGCAGACGUGCGAGUUGUUGCCCCUGUGCCGCUCGAUGGCAUCAGCUGUGCAAGGAGCUCUCUAGUUCGCCGCGCGCCUUUUGUAUCUGUUCCGGGGCAGGCUGGGAUAGCGGUGUUGGCGUGUUGUGUGCUGGGCUCAUCAUGGUCUCACUUGCCUGGCUGCACGGUGUGUACGCAACUCAACCUCAAUGGCUCAGCAUGACCGCCGGGGCGUGUGUGUGAUAGCAGCUUUCGCCCAUCUGCCUGCCGACCCAGCAUCUUGACAAGGUGUAGCGAGGAUUUUCGGCACACACGUGUCUCUGCGCGUGUGUGUCUCUCCGUGUGCGUGUGUGUCUGUAUGUGUGAACGCGCGUUUGUCCACCCGAUCAUGCAUCGUCCUUCAAGUGUGGCUCUUCUUUUCCGUCGUCUUCGUCGAGCUGGGGUACCCUGCUUCCCGAACUCGCUGGUCCGCGCGACCGGAGGUGUCCUCCGACUACCCGAGUGCAUUGUGGAUUGCCCCCUGUGCCAACACAGCACGAUGUCUUAGUGGCGUUGGAUACCCGCCAGAAGCAGGGCGUCACUAAAGUUGGGUAACUCUCGCCUUGGACGCAGCUGCUUUUUCACCCUCGGGUGUGUUGAAGAACAAGUCAUGGACUGCGGUUGUUGUUGGGGUUCGUCAAGACGUCUUUCACGGAUUUCCAACCAGUUGAGAUUUCGGGGUCGUGUGCACUGGCCGAGUGCAAAGUUGUGUAAACCUUAACACAGAGACAUCAUGUUUCACUGGCUGGGUACUUCUUUGGUUGGACCUCGAUAUUGGCAUGGGAGGUCCGAGGAAGAGCGUGACAUCUACACAAACCGAAGACAGACCAUCUGAUCGAGAGAGACAGGGACAGACGACCAGACAAACUAACAAUGCUGAUGGACAGUAUUAUCGGGUCGGUAGGGAGAGUAGCCAACGUCAAAGUGCGCAACGAUGACGACCUCAACGAUCGGCUGAAUCACCUGUACACUACAGGUAUCCUCAUUAUCUUCACUGUCGUUGUCUCUGCCCGUCAAUAUGUGGGAGACCCCAUACGUUGCUGGUGUCCUGCACAGUUCACGGGCGCGCACGUGGACUACACGAACAACAUCUGCUGGAUCUCCAACACCUACUACAUCCCCAUGGACUUUAUCGUCCCGGAGGACAUCAGCCGCCGCAACGAGCGCGAGCUGACCUACUACCAGUGGGUGCCCGUGGUACUCCUCCUGCAGGCCCUCAUGUUCUACAUCCCCUGCCUCCUGUGGCGCCUCCUCAACGGCCAGUCGGGCAUCAACGUGGACCGCAUCGUCUCGCUGGCCAGCGAGGCGCAGUACGAGAGCCCGGAAGUACGCAUGCGCACGAUCAAGUACGUCGUGCGUCACAUCGAUCGUUGCCUGGACAACCAGCGCGAGUCGCGGCACCGCUGUUGCGUCAAGCUUCGGCACGUGCUGUCGGCGAAGCUGUCGAUCCUCUGUGGCAAGCGUUACGGUAAUUACUUGCUGUCCGUGUACUUCCUCAUGAAGGUCCUCUACAUCUCCAACGCCGUGGGACAGCUGUUCAUGCUGAACGCCUUCCUGUCCACGGACUACAACAUGUACGGCUAGGUGCUGGAGGACCUCGUCACCGGCACCGAGUGGACGGCCUCGCGCCGCUUUCCGCGCGUCACCAUGUGUGACUUCGAGAUCCGUCAGAUGACCAACAACCACCGCUACACCGUUCAGUGCGUCCUGCCCAUCAACCUGUUCAACGAGAAGAUUUACAUCUUCCUCUGGUUCUGGCUCGUCUUCGUCUCCAUGCUGACCUGCUACAGUUUCACCUCCUGGCUCUGGCACAUGGUCUUUCCCACCUCGCGGGUCCACUAUGUGCGCAAGUUCCUCAAGAUCAUGGACCGCCUGGGCACUGGCCCGGACAAGAAGCUGGCCACCCGCUUCACCAUGGAGUACCUGCGACACGACGGCGUGUUCACCCUGCGGCUUAUAGGCAAGAACUCCAGUGACAUCGUGGUGGCGGAGAUAGUGUCCGGCCUGUGGGACAUGUACAGAAGCAAAAAGUCCAUACAGAUCCGUAACACGACCCUGCCCACCAAUGGGCACGAGUCAGAAGGAGAGGAUGUAUAACAGAGAGUUGGGUGGUGGUGGUGAUUUUUUUUUAAUCCUCCCACAUGUUACAAAUUGUUAUGUUGCGUGUGUGUGUAUGGGUGGGUGUGGGUGGGUGGGUUGGUGUGCUGUUCUCUCGACAAACAAGACAUCGUGCGCUAAGUGUUAUGAGCGCAUUCACUCGACGCUUGCAGUCAGGUGAUGCAUGCUCCGCGUAACGGAUUAUGCAAAUUUUAUCCACAGUCAUAAACAGUUUUGUAGAGUCACGGGGUAUACACCAUUCAAACGUGUUCCUCCUCCAUACACCCCCUCCACCCCUUGGUCCCCCAUCAUCAUUCUCCUCCACCACCACGCCAUCUCCUGGGUGAAGUGAGAAUCACGGCUGUGUAUAUCAAUGGUGCUCUUAUGCGACAAAGCAUCGACGUCGCAUGACCGGCAGCAGCCAAUGGUAGACUUCCACGUGGAAUAGUAUCGAGUGCAACAGCCUGAUGGUGUCAUGAGAUAUUCUGCCUCCAGCGUUGUGAUCUGCCUCCAUAUGUUGCUAUUCGCCAACUGCCAGCAGGGAUUCGUGGAAGCCAUGCUAGAGUAAGGACGGCUGCCUGUGGGUGUUCCCUCCCGACAUUUAGAUAAGCGAAAACUUCUUUCAAAUUUUUUUUUUACACGAUCGCCUUCCGAUCUCUUAACAAAACAUUCCGGCUAGAUCCAUUUGCUUCCCCUGGCUCUCUGUCAAGCAUCACCAUUAUAAUAAUAAUUAUUAUUAUUAGUUAAAAAACUGAGACUUGGAUGGCUACUGCAAUCACUCAUGAAGUUGUAUACACGCAGUGUAUGGUCGGUUUGCCCUGUUAGGUUGUGUUUACGCAUUUUUUUUCCUCCCGCAUGUUUAGCAAAUACCCGUAUGCACGCGUCUUCUGUUACAGUUCAGUUUGUACACGUCUGGCAGAGCUUAGGUGUUCAGAACUUUAUGAACUUUAGACCAAAUCGUAGUUGUGAACAUUCUCUCCGGUAACUCUGCAGAUGAAAUUCCAGCAUCACUGCGUCCUCUUUGUUUUUUUUUUUUUUUGUUCGCCCACACAAGCAUCAUCAUGUCUGCUCGCCAUCAGUACUAGUGCCACUGCCAUUGCGAUUGCCCUAAAAUUGUGUGACUAUGACAGUUUUUUUUAAUUAUUAUUUCUUCUCUAUGUCGGUUACCAUGGAAAAACGACAGUGCGUCUACCAUGUUGUGAUUGCUGUGAGCACAAUGGCUGCGUGGCUGUGAUGAAACACGGUUUUCUAAAAAAAAUUUAUUUAACUAAUCGCCUUUGCUGAGAUCCUGUUUGCUCUCCCAUCCUUACCUUGUCUUGCUGCAGUUCAUCGGACUCUUGUCGGCAAAGUCUUUGCGACUGUGGUCAUCGGCGAUGAGCUGGCUUCUCAACCUCCCACUCUUUACUUCCGGUUGGACUGAGCAAUCACCCGUAUGUAGAAGGAUGCACUAGAAGAAUUAUAUUUGCACGAUUGCGUGUCAUUUCAUUUCAAGGCAGGGUCUUCAGUCGUGGAGGGAGAAAGAGGAAAGGAAGAAGAAUGAAAACAAACCUACAGUGACCAUGUGUUCGGAUCCCUGUACCUUAGAGAAUACCCAGAAAUGUUGAGAGUGAACUUUCUUUUUUUUUUUUUUUUUUUUUUUUUUUUGCUCUAUUAUCUCUAUUUCACAGUUAGGUGAAAAAGUGGUUUGACGGCUGUUUAUGAAAUCUCGGGUGGUGGAUUGAGGAAGGGGUUGUUUCUCUUUUAUUCUCUCUGCAUCUCACAUAGAGAUUCAUACCCUAGGCUAUGUACAGCCCACAAACAAAUAAACUCUUUCCCUUCACACUGUUUAGAGCCCACGUCUGCUCAUCUGUGAAGAGUCAUUACAAGACAAACAGAACUAUACUAAACAUUUAAUAUUUCGAAUAUGAACCUUAAGGUGUUCUUUAUACAUCAUUCUUUACUAGAAAUUUUCUUGUUAACGCAGACAGAAAAGCCUCAUUACAAAUUCAGAGACUAGAUUGGUCAUUUUUUUUAAAUGUAAAAUGAAAGUAUGGAGAAAAGGACAAGAAAGAGAGGAACAAGAAGUAGGCAUGCGCUUUUUGAAUGCAGACUACCCAUCGUGUACACCGGAUGUUUCACUGUCUGGUAUUACUUCAACGAUCAGAAAGCUUCUAACUCUUUCUUGCGAAGUUUAAUGGGGUAGAAUUCAGAUCCCAACACCCGCAUAACAGGAAGGAACCCAUCUGCGAAAUUUCUGUUAAAUGGCUUCCAUCUUCAGGAUUGUUCGAGAAUAAAGCUUAGGGGUUUUCGUUUCUUUCUUUUAUUUCCCCUGUGGCUAACUUCUAGUCAUUUCUAACCGGAAUUAGACACUUAGAUUGGUUUAGUUUAUGAGGCUAUCACUCCACACCCCUAUCCCUUACUACCCGUCCACUUAAUUAACUCCAUUAAUUUUAAUAUCUUCAUGGCUUUUUACUCACUUUCUUAUGUCUCUGUACUUUUUUUUUCAGUCAUUCCUCGAAAGACAACCGUUUUCUCUGAGCGAAAAGAAGGAAGAAGCACUUGGGUAUCUUUAGCUAAUUUUUGCUCAUAUCUUAGUGCGAUCUGUGAUGAAAGUGUAUCGCAGUAGGAAGCUUUCUCUGUCAUCCUUUUCUGGAAAAAAAACUAGCAGGAAUUGGAUUGCUAGAAUUUCUUUGAAAUGAUUUCAUCGCCGAUGUUUUGUAGGUUUCUCCCUCCACACAAAUGGCUCUUUUAUUUAACUUCCCUCACACAUCUUCUCAUUACAUCUUCUAAAAUCCAGACUGGAUCCACAAUCCCAUAAUAUAUACAUAACUUAGAGAUUGAAAGAGCGUUAAUGUCCAGUGGUAACCCUUCACACUCUGUGACACUGUCUCCCUCCUGUUGUUGAUUUGAAUACGAUGGUCAGUCAGCCUUCGUCCUGGUUUGUAAAUAAAAUGGAAGCACGCAUAACUCCACUUUAUUUCUCCGCUAAAGGCAGUGAAACGAUCACAUUUCGCAUUUCGUUGAUGCUCAGAACGAGACUAGAGGCACCUAACACCACGUGACAGGAAAUUACUUUGACUUUCACUACCAAGUAACCUGCCACGUGGCCAGACUUGGUCCAUUAAAGAGGCGUUGUCAAACUAGGAUAUCUUGUCGAUAGUUCAGCAAGGCGUGAACACAGUCGACCCUCAGAUGAACUAUCAUUUUGCUCCGGAAAGUUCGGAAAAGGUCAGGGCUGUGUGAAUCUGUCAUUUUUAUAUGAGGUAUUUCCAUGUGUGCGCGUCCUCCAGUAUCUCAUGUGUGUGUGUUGUGAGUGUGUGAAGUGUGUGCAGACAGCUGCUUUAAACACAUUUCUGUGUUGUUUUGCCCAGCAUUUCUCGAAAACGUGUUUGACAUGGCUUCAUUUGAGAACUCAGAGCUAUUUUUGUAUACUGAACAGAAAUCAUUCAACCAUCAUUUGCAAACACGUCUUCCAGGCCGCUGUGUUCAGACCCAAACGUGUUUAGAGUUAAGGUUCUUUAUUUUGUACAACUCAGCUGACAAAGGGAGUAAAGCGAGCUUUAUUUGAACUCUCAAAUGUGAUCACAUUGGUUUUUGCAUUCACUAGAAUCGCGUCCUUUUCAUUUUUUGUAAAUGUCUUCUUCUAAAAAUGUAGUUUUCUUUGUGUAAAAUGCCCUACACUUACCAAAAAGUGACCAAGUUUUGUAUUUUUUUAAACCGAGACGCGAGAGUAUUCAUAGUAUUGCAAUUUAUCAACAUCUGUUAUGUUGUUACUGUUAGCAUUUCCUUCUGACUUAUAGUAAUUAAACAAGUUUAAAAAAUUUAAAUAUUCCAGUGCCCCGCUCAGUGAAGAUUUUCAUGAGAACCCAUGUUGCAGCCAAAACCUCUCAGAAACUAUACGCCCUUCUAGUGUAACAUGCUUAGUUUGUGUAAUAUGUAAUGUGUAACGACUGAUGAAGUAAUGCCAGUCCUCAGCUCUUACAAAGAUAAUGCAACAUGCUAAGUCAUCAUGUACAUUCAUGCCAGAACUCACCUGUAUUGUGCCUUCUGGACAACAUCGAUACCAGUCAAAAGCAAAACGAGAGUGUGAAGGAUGAGUGAGGGCUUUCCCGAUGAAAUGAAUGAGAAAGUGUGUAGUUGGAAGUGUUCUUGUUGUACGGAUAGAUGAACGAAUGGGUGGCUGACAGUUUCUUGAAGAUGUACUGACGAGCACCCCGAGAUGAAGCCAAGGGACGACUGGCAUUAUCAUUGUAAAGCGUUUGUAAGAAUUCAAUCGGUGUGCAAAGUGAUGCCGAUUUGUUAUGUUCCUUCUGUAACUAUUUUCACCUGUAACUUAUGGAAUGUUUUUGUUAUUUAUCAAACGACAAUUCCACUUAUCCCAAGUAUGCAAGCAAUAUGUAAAGAUUGUUGUUAUUGGUUGUGGGGGUGAUGUGCAUGUGUUGUAUGGAAUGGAUGGUUUUACUUACAUGAAGUUGAGACUUAGUAACUUGCAUGUGUAGCUGGUUGUAAUCAACAAUCAUGACAGUUAGAUUAUCGUCAUCAUAAGUACUUGAUAAUUCAUUUUAUUAUCAACCUCUUAUCCCACUCUCUAUCUCUCCAUCUUGAGGCGUCUGGUUCCUUCAGGCAUGCAUUCAGGCCAGUACGACUUCUACCAACAGCUGCUGAAAACGCAGGCCUGUGAGAACAAUCCGUUAGUCUCACCCAGUCUAUUUUCAGCUUUCUAUUUUUACAUCCGGGGCUUAGGCAAGAGAGUCUAAGAGUAGAAACAGCUUGAAGCUUGGCCUUUCUUGUCGUAUCACUUUUGCGAAAGUUGAAAGACAAGUCGAAAACUUUCGUAGCCCGCACGACUACUCAGCAGCAGCACCUUCACAUCAAGAAUAUUAUAAUAUUUCCUGCAAGAAAUUAGCAAGUGGCUAUGAUACCUACAACUUUUGUAGACUUUGGUUCACUUCCCUCCCCACACUAUUCCCCCUCCUUUCCCUAGACAUGUGGAUUCGAAAAGUACGAAUAUCUUUUAUCCUUUCAAUUCCUAAACAACCGUAUUUUUAUUCGCCCUUGCUGUUGCUUAGUGUCGAUGGCGAAUUUUACAAUUCGCUAGGUUGCGAUGCAAUGACGGCCCCUUCAAGGGGUUGUUUGCCCCUGACCUCUACCCGUACGCUGUGUUAGCUCCCCUUCGCUACUGCAUCAGACGCUGGGUGGGUAGGAGAUGCCGAGGAGGGAUCCGAGCACAAGCAGGGUAGGGUAGGGGUUGAGAAUGCGGGGUAGGGAGCGAGCAGGCUAAACUAAUGGCAUUACCAUCGACAGACACAACUGUCGGGCCUGCGCACGCAGUCUCGCACGAGCGUCACGGAUGUUCCACUAGGUGUGUGCUUUCUCACGGUUCACAAGGAUCCUCCUGUCUUCCUUUGUUCCAAGAUCGUGUAGUUCUUCCUCUUUCUUUUGUCUCUAGGUGGUAGCUGAUCAUUGCUUGAGCUGCGUGCUUUCAGGGGUCUUUAUAUAGCCAUGUGCUGCUUGUGUAUCACAAAGACUUUCAACGCACCCUCCUUUAUUGUGAGUGUGUGUGAGAGAGAGAGAGAGUUUGUGUUCGGGAGAGAGGAUCCGGUGGUUAGGCUUUGUGUCCCGUUCAGUCCUGAACAACAAUAGCAUUCUGAAAGUUUCUUAUACUUGCAUUCUUUCUCAUUGUUUUUCUCGGAAGCAUCGUCCUGUCAGCAUCUGUGGCCUCCCAUUCACACUCUUUUGAUCUUAUCAAAUCCAUAUCUUUGGUACCUAAGAUCAAAUAUUCUUUUGUUUAUAGUCAACUGUUGGACAAUGAGUUCACUUUGUCUCAUAUACAAGAAAAUAUUAUAGCAUUAACUAAGGUCGUACAGACUUGUCAAACUGAAAGAUCCAUGGAGAAAGUAAUGUAGAUUAUGAAUCAUAAUAUCGUAAUGCGAGACAUGUGACAAUGUUCAUUCCUAAAAACUAUAAACAUAGGGAUGCUGCAAGCCAUGACUUCACUACAUGAUCAGCUAAGAGAAGAGCAGUGUGUUUUUCUGUAUCCGCAGAUAUUAUAAAUUAAUAUUAUAAUCAGAAUUAGGUGACUGCUUUGAAAUUCAGCAGUGCCUUAGUAGUAAUUAGCCUGAGCCAGGCAUUGUAAGAAACUGUCAUUUUUUCUAAAGACUUGGGAUUGAAUAUUCAAUAAUGGUCCGAGUAGUGUUGUUAAAAACUCUUUUCAAGAGUCACAUUAAUUAUCGCUAAGCAUGGCUGGACACUUUUUAAAAGCACACAUAAUGGAGUGAUUUAGAUGCAUAGGACUACUUCGAGGGCAUUGGGCUCCUCAAUUUGUGAUUACAUGCACAGCCGCAAAGAAUGUGUAAAGACUGCAAAUGGUUUCCGACGAGUUCCGUUAAGAAAGUACUGUAUGCCUGUGAUAAAACACAGCCGUCGAUCGUUAGGUUCAGUGGGGAAAGGGGGAUUGCGGGGGAUUGCGGGGGAAGAAGGCAGAGACGUGGACGGACGGGUUUCAUGUCCAUUAUGUUCUUGCAAGCCAGCAUCUCUGAGACUAGCGCCAUCGUUAAUGCUUCAGGAAACCGUGCUGAGAUUUUACUGUAACCAGUAAAACAUGCACAGUUUUAUCUUUUUCUUCUUGUCUGUGCUAGUUCACCUGCCUUUCUGCACAUUUUGAGCCUGCGCUGACGUCACAGGCCCGGGGCCUGUCUGUUGGCGGGAUUCCAGUAGUUUGUCUUGCGGUUGUGCAAAACCAUAUGUGCCAAAAGGCGAAGCAUGUGCGCUACCGUUGCCCACGCAACAUCCAGACCCCUUGAUUAUCAACAAACUCUCUUCUCCUCGCGAAGACCUUGCUAGGAAAAAAGAUUCCCUUCGCGAAUUAUCGGCUUUAGCUACAGCAGGGUCGACUCUCUCUCUCAUACGUUCCGUAUGGCGGUGACUGUGUACUUGUUGUUACAGGUGCGUCUCUGUGUGUGUGUUUUAAGGUCUCCAUCGAGCACGCACGCACGAACCAGAAAGUUCUAACACCUCUUUAGUUAUAAACUGUUCCACAAUAACCUAGCAUGGACACACGAGGACAGGCACCAGCACAUCCACGAAACCUCUCACUCACACACCUGCACGCGAAGUGUUGGACCUCGGAGACAAGAGAUGUUCAGUUGACAUGUUCAAUACUAUUGUAUCUGAAGUAAAACAUCUUCAACAUACAAGGGGUAUCUGUUGAUUUAGUUACUACUGAAAUCCGCUUCAGCUUGCCGAAACUUUAUGAAUGUAACUCGCAAACUCUGCUGUAAAUUAAACAUUGACUCGCACUAUUAUUAGGUGUGAGUAGUUUUCAUUUGACAUCUCUGUAUGUAGAGCCCGUCCUCUUGCUGUUUGCGUUUGUAACAUAGGUACAUUGGUCUUGUACUUAGUUGUAUGCUUAUCUUUUUAUUGGUGGAAGUUCACGACCUCGUCUUCAGCGGCCGUUAAUUUGUGAUGUCCUGAACAAGUUUGUGACGUGUAAACUAAGGGAAGAAACUCUCAGUGCAAUACCACUCUGUGUGCAAUACAGUUCUAAGCUUUUACAAUAUCAAUGUGCAAUUUGCAGGUGUAUGCAGUACAUAAUUAUUUAGCAACGGAAAUGUGCAAUUUACUUUUGAGGAAAGGAACGCGUUUCUGGUAUUGAUCUCAGUAAUUAUUUUUUUCCAGUUAUCCUUUAACAAGUAUUGAAUUCGUAUGAGAAUAAUUGUAAAAUGACUUAGAUAUUUAUUUCCGCUAGAGAUGAAAUGUUUUAUUCGACAAUGUAGUAGCAUGUACACAGACGAGCUCUCCUAAUUUUUUUUUCUACAGUCGUCUAUGUUAAGCACCAGACAGUUAAUAAUAUUCUUAAUGGUACAACGGCCUAAUUAGACAAACACUUACAGGUAGUCUUUUGAACUCUACCGUGAGCAACAGUCGAGACCAUUGCUUGUUUGUGUCUGCAUACACUGCCAAUGUUCCUGGGCGAUGAGGCCAGUCGUUUAGAGAACAAUCUCAAGUGCCUUCGUGUUCCCAUUGUCUCUGCACAUCUAUGCAGGGCGCACGCCAACCUGUGCCAGGACGCCCCACGUGGCUGGUCAAUAAGGUCAAAAGGUCAAAAGGUCAAUAGUCUUCACAUCUUUCGCUCCCUCAGCAUCUGGGAGGCCGAGCGUGUUGACGAGGAACACUGCACUGCAGGGUAGCAAACCCGGAGGGUGUGUUGCUGCAUGAAACGCAUGCCUCAGGUUGUCACGACAGUGCAUUAUCAUCGACACACAGGUUUGCAGGUCCCCCCACUCCUAAUCAACAUCUUACUUCGUCUGUGAUUCCGUUUGUACUCAAAAGCAAAGUUCGUUCAUUGUGUAUGACGACGGUACAAAUAAUUUUACAAAUUUCUUACAGAUGUGCAGUUGGCUGUUCUUAGCAUUCAUCCUGUUUAGACUAGAAAUGAAAGAUGGUGAUAUGUCAUAAAUACGGCCAAAAGUAUGGAUUGUAUUCAAUCUUCAAUACUCCCGAAGCGCAAGGGUAAAGGGAGGGAAAGCGUAUGAUGGAAGGGAUGGGGAUGGAGAAGUUAGAUGCAUGUGAUGUCAAAUGGUUUUUAGGAGAUGUGAGUGCGUGUAAUGUCAAAUGUUCCUGGAGAUGUGAGUGCAUAUUCACAAGAAGUGGAGUGCCUGGCAGAUCAAAAGCUCCGGCACUGUCUCCAAAGAGCCGUUACCCUCACAGACUGUAGUGUGCUAGGGGGCGCACUUUCAACAGUUUGAACAGCUGCGAACAGUUGAAUAAAACAGUUGUGUUCUGCGAGUACAGGUGUAACUCGUCACUAAAUGAAACGCUUGGAUUGCACGAUGUCUCUUGAGUCCUUCUUCCUUCAACAUUCUCCUAGUAUUUAUGUCCUCACGCUUGUUUGCAUGUCAGUGCGUACGUCUGUGUGUGUGUGAGAGAGAGAGAGAAAGAAAGAGAGAGUAUGCCUGUUCACAUGAUCUCGAUGUCUCGGUAUGCGUGAAUAUUUUUCUCUCUCACCUAAAAUUUUAUUUUAUUUAUUUUAAAGACUGUUCCUUUUGAUACCAUUUCUUUGAGCACAAAUCUCAAAACAACAUAUAAAAUACUUCAGCUCGGUUUCUUCACCAUAUCAUAUAACGGACUAGCCGUGUUCAUAUAAACGCACAUGGAAUAGAUAUAUAUAUACACUGUUAUGUCAACAGAAGCAUGGUCGAGUCAGGUACUCUAUACUCUCCUUUAUACGAAGAUGCUAUUCUUACUCUUUAUAUGUCUUGAGCAAAGAUGGAUGACAAUUGCUUUGUGUUUUAUUUUAUCUUGAUGGCGAUGAUGAUGUCAAAACGAAAUUGGUGGAUGCCCUUUUGCUCUGAUUCAUUCAUCCAUGAUCAGACAAUAAUAAUUAGGACUCGUGUUCUUAUUAAAUAAUGACUGGUAUCUGGAGUGAUGUGACCUACUUACAGGUACAAGGUGGAAAAUGUAAUCACGAUUUUUUUAUGAGAAAAUGUAGUAGCGAACCUUAAAUGGAAUGUUGCUUGUUGUCUGGAUUUUUUACACUAGUGAUGUGCUUAGAACUAUUUAGGAUUAAAUAAUGUAUUAAGGAAUCCAAUCACAUGGAUCAUGCAGUUACUAUUUUGUGAUUAAGUUUAGUUUUCAUUGUUAAAUAUUUAGGUCAAAAUUGCCAGAAGACAAAGUUUAAAUAUCAGUAAAACAUCUUCUAAAGUGUGUUCUGUUAAGAU